CUGGGAAAGAGAAGUGGAGAUUAUAGCUAACAGCCACGAUAGGCCCACUGCGUCCCUUUGUUCACAGGACUAAAUUCGUACAUUUCCUGAACAGGAUCGGAGUCUGGUGCAUGGAACUGACUAUUUUCUUUUGAAUUUUUGCCUUCAAUUUGAUCGAAACGAUGGGAUGGAAAGGGAUGUUGUUUACCCUGAUGCUUUUUCUCGGUGCAGUACACGGGCAGGUCAGCUACUCCAUUCCAGAGGAGAUGUCAAAGGGGGCACUGAUCGGCAAUAUAGCUCAGGAUUUAGGUAUAAGUGGGGAAAGACUGAAAUCUGGUAAAGCUCGAAUAUAUACUGGAAACACGGAGGAGUAUAUUGAGCUGAAAAGAGAAAAAGGAGUCCUCCUUAUUAAGGACAGGAUAGACAGAGAAUCUCUCUGCGGACAAACAAUGCCUUGCGCACUUGAUUUUCAGAUGAUUCUCGAAAAUCCAAUGGAGUUUUACACGGUUACUGUCGAAAUUACGGAUAUAAACGACAACCCACCUACGUUUGAGAAGAGUGAAAUGAAAUACGAAAUUGCCGAAUCGGCCCUCACGGGAGCUCGGUUCCUCUUAGACAAAGCCAUAGACGAUGAUGUUGGUAUUAAUGGGUUGAGCAGCUACACCCUUAAACCGAGUGAUAAUUUUGCACUGAAAACGAUAACACGAGGAGAUGGGAAUAAACAUGUGGAGAUGGUUUUACAGAAACCACUAGACAGAGAGAAACUUGAACAUUUAUCCUUAAUUUUAAUCGCUGUUGAUGGCGGAGAACCACAGCUCUCCGGGACAAUGCAGAUCGACAUAACUGUAUUAGAUGUAAACGACAAUGCCCCGGUUUGCUCAAAGCCCGAAUACAAGGCAAGUGUUACAGAAAAUGCGCCACUUGGCACUGCCAUAACGACAGUAAGAGCCACAGACAUAGAUAAAGGAAAUAAUGGAAAAGUUACAUAUGUAAUACCCAAAUCUACGGCAGCAAAUCUCUUUCAAAUCGAUGCUGAUAGCGGAGUAUUAACGUUAAUUGGGAACAUUGAUUAUGAAAAAAGGAGAAUUUAUGAGGUAGACGUCCAAGUAUCCGAUCAGGGAGGUUUAUCUGAUGCAUGCAAGGUUUUUGUAGACGUAACAGACGUAAACGACAACCCUCCAAACAUUAACAUAAUGUCUAAAUCCAACACAGUGUCGGAGAACGUUAAACAUGGAACGGUUGUGACGAUGCUUAAUGUACAAGAUCCAGACUCAAAUGAGAAUGGUAAGGUCACGUGUGUUUUAAAUGAAAAUAUUCCUUUUGCCAUUAAAAUAACAACAAAUAAUUUUAUUACUAUUGUGACUGAGAGUGAUUUGGACAGAGAGAGAUCAACUGAGUAUAAUGUAACUGUGACCUGCUCUGAUGAAGGAGUACCCUCCCUCUCCAGCAGCGUCACUCUCACCUUACAGAUCUCUGAUGUCAAUGAUAACCCUCCUGUCUUUGAGAGGAGCUCAUAUGAGGCCUACAUUGUAGAAAACAACACACCAGGUCUCUCUAUAUUCACAGUCAAAGCCACAGACUCUGACUGGAACCAGAAUGCCCGUGUUUCUUACAUACUGGAGGACUCCUCUGUUAACGGAGUGCCAGUCUCCUCAUAUGUGUCCGUUAGUGCUGAUAGUGGAGUCAUCCAUGCAGUGCGUUCUUUUGACUACGAGCAGAUCAAGGAUUUCCACUUCCGGGUCAAAGCUCAGGAUGGAGGCUCCCCUCCACUCAGUAGUAAUGUGACUGUGAAAAUAAUGAUCCAGGACCAGAACGACAACGCCCCUCAGGUUCUGUACCCAGUCCAGACUGGUGGCUCUCUGGUGGCUGAAAUGGUGCCUCGUUCAGCAGAUGUGGGCUAUCUGGUCACUAAAGUGGUGGCUGUUGAUGUGGACUCUGGACAGAACGCCUGGCUCUCCUAUAAACUGCAGAAAGCCACAGACAGGGCGCUGUUUGAGGUGGGCUUACAGAAUGGAGAAGUCAGAACUAUCCGCCAAGUCACUGAUAAAGAUGCAGUCAAACAAAGACUGACUGUUAUAGUGGAGGACAACGGACAGCCCUCUCGUUCAGCUACAGUCAUUGUUAACGUGGCGGUGGCGGACAGCUUUCCUGAAGUGCUGUCUGAGUUCACUGACUUUACACACGACAAGGAGUACAAUGAGAACCUGACUUUUUACUUAGUGUUGGCUUUGGCUGUAGUUUCCUUCCUCUUCAUCACGUGUGUGGUGGUCAUUAUAUCAGUGAAAAUCUACAGAUGGAGACAGUCUCGCAUCCUGUAUCACUCCAAUCUGCCAGUGAUUCCAUAUUAUCCACCACGUUACUCCGACACUUUGGGGACAGGGACUCUCCCACACGUGUACAACUACGAGGUGUGCAGGACGACUGACUCCAGAAAGAGUGACUGUAAGUUUGGCAGAGCUGGUAGUCAGAACGUGCUGAUAAUGGACCCCAGUUCAACAGGGACGAUGCAGAGGAUACAGAGUGAAAAGAGCAUCCUGGAUGAACCAGACUCUCCACUAGAGGUUAGACGUUCUAAAAUAUCAAUAAUGCGUUAGUCAGUCAGUCAGUCAGUUUGUUUGUUUGUUAGACGAGCAUGAUGCACCAAGAGACUUAUUUAUGGUAGAGAAAAACUUAGUAAUAAUGUUGUCAUUGUCAUUAAUGGUAUUGUAACAGUCAUGAUAUCUUUUAGGUGACAAGAACAUUAGAAGUAAACUAUUAUUUGCUGAAAGUCGUUAAACUUCUCCGUAUAGGUUAUGAUAUCACGUGGUGUUUGGUUAUGCAGUGUGUGACUUCCUUUGCUUCAUGAUUUCAAAGAAAAAUAUUAUUAAUGAAGCUGCUGCUUACUAUGUCUGUUGAUAUUUUCAAAGCUCUAAUUAAGAUCUCGUCCUUUAUUGUUUGUGUAUGAAUGGUUUUAGCUAUUUGUGAAGAAACACUGAAAUGGUUAAGUGGACAUAUUUCAAAAUAAUUUUAGCAGUAUAACAUAUAUUAUCAGUUUAUUAUAUUCUAUUUGCAAACUGUGACUUUCUAAUCUCUUCCCGAGCCUGAUUUACCUCAUUACACAGUAUAGUGACAAAAUCAUGUCUUUAAAGUUUUUAAAUUGUGUUUCCUGGAUUCAUCAUCUGCCUUUCCGCAUAACUCUUAAUUUUCUGUUUGGUGUUAAUGUCUCUCUCUCUCUCUCUCUCUCUCUCUCUCUCUCUCUCUCUCUCUCUCUCUCUCUCUCUCUCUCUCUCUCUCUCUCUCUCUUACUCUCUUAAUACAAUUAUCAUUUUUAGUUGAUUAGUUUUCCGAGCUAGUUUCCCUUUUCCCACUUUCGGUCUCAUUUUAUAUACAUGCAGUCUUUGAAACACUUGAAAUAACACUGAAAUGUGUGUAUAUGCUUUAAACUGUAAUUUUAUUACAAUACUUAAAGGAGACUGUACCAUAUGUUACUUGAUGUAUUCUAACAAAAUUGCCAAAUAGUGUACAUUAAACGUCUGUAGUUUGAUUUGAGACAGUCUGUAGUUUUAUAAAAUGAACUCUUAGGGCCGCUGUUGACCAGUGUUCACUGCUGCUUUGACGACUGUUCCAGCACCUCCCAUUUAAUACCGUCAUAAGGAGAAAGACCACGACGGGGAAAACUGGGCUAUUUGGGUCGUGUGUGAUAUUAUUGGAAAAUACUCUAACCUCGGAUAUAUAACCUCGGAUAUUUGUUUUUCUUCCGUAGUUUUAUGAUUUCUUGAUUUGGUCGUUUUUGAAUGGAUGUAAGGAAGAUUUUUGUUGGAAUGUAAAAAAAAAAAAAAAAAAAAAAAAAA
This is a messenger RNA of Sphaeramia orbicularis (orbiculate cardinalfish), 3809 nucleotides long. Its product is annotated as protocadherin gamma-A2-like. The record is from RefSeq and is a predicted model, not a curated record. NCBI's taxonomy places the organism in Eukaryota, Metazoa, Chordata, Actinopteri, Kurtiformes, Apogonidae. Gene Ontology annotation, cellular component: plasma membrane. Gene Ontology annotation, biological process: homophilic cell-cell adhesion. Gene Ontology annotation, molecular function: calcium ion binding. The transcript has a single exon. The coding region runs from base 162 to 2573 and encodes 803 amino acids.